This is a messenger RNA of Bipolaris maydis ATCC 48331, 1990 nucleotides long. RefSeq lists its product as uncharacterized. Lineage: Eukaryota; Fungi; Ascomycota; Dothideomycetes; Pleosporales; Pleosporaceae. Gene Ontology annotation, molecular function: flavin adenine dinucleotide binding; oxidoreductase activity, acting on CH-OH group of donors. The record is from RefSeq and is a predicted model, not a curated record.
AACGCUCGCCAUCUCUCCAUUAACCAUGCCAGGCAAAACCAUUCACACUGACACUGAGGUCUAUGACUUUGUCCUCGUCGGAGCCGGAUCAGCUUCUUGCUUAAUCGCGUCACGUCUCUCGCAACAGCUGCCUGAUCACCGGAUUCUUGUUCUCGAAGCUGGAGAACAUAUUCGCAAUGACCCUAAAGUGCAGACACCCGGUCUAGCCACGAGGCUACUCUCGGAUCCCGCUUACGAUUGGCGAUAUUCUUCUGCGCCGGAGCCGGGGUUGAAUAACAGGAAGGUUGACCAUCCCAGGGGAAAACUGGUUGGCGGUAGCAGUGCCAUUAAUAGCCACAGUGUCGUGUUUCCCAAUCAUGAGUGGCAUGAUCGUGUGGCGGAGGAACUUCUAUCAGAUGCGGGGAGAGAGGAGUGGGGCUCAAGGGGCAUGAGCGAUUGCUACAGACGGUGGCAGGCAGAACAGUCCGGUCCAAAAGUGGAUGAUGAUGGAGUAUCCCUGGAUCGUGUGCAAACGUCAUACCCGCGUACGUGGGACCUGCUUCAAAACCGGUGGGUGGAAGCUUUUGAGGAGCUUGGCUGUCCGACGAGGGCUACAGGGUUUACUGAGAGCUCUGCUGGAGCAAUCAACGUCACAAAUGCGAUCGAUUCCUCAAAAGGCGAACGGAGCCACGCAGGUACAGCAUAUCUAGAACCCGCCUUGAAACGUGGCAAUGUUACAUUGAAGACUGGUGCAAAGGUCGAUAAGAUUACAUUUGAUGAGGCACUGGCCGCUGAUGGAAAACUCAGUGCCAGAGGCGUCCUCUACACAUACAAGGGGGAAGAGCAUUUUGUCAGUGGACGAGAAAUCAUCCUCGGCGCAGGCACAUUUGAGUCCCCUCUGAUCCUAGAACGAUCAGGCAUCGGAUCCAAAAAGAUUCUUGCAGACGCCAGUAUCCCGGUUCUGUACGAGCUUCCUGGAGUUGGCGAGAACUUGCAGGAUCACCUGAACUGCGGCUUGUCAUGCGAAACUCAAGACGAUAUCCCUACUCGUGACGAAAUAAUGCGAAACCCCGAAUUGCAAAAGGCCGCGUUGUUGGAGUACGAAAAAAGCCAUACUGGCCGGGUGUCUGAAGGGGCCGCAUAUAGUUUUGCCUUUACACCACUACAGAUGCUGGAAACUCCAUCAGAGACACAGGAGCUUAUCGAUAUAGUCGAGCACUGGGUGAAAAACGAGAGUAACCCGAGCCUGAAGACCCAGUACUCUAUCAUUCAGAAGACGAUCGAAAGUCCCAAAGAAGCAACCGCCACCUCAUUCAUGCUACGUACACAACGCCAUAAAGAUGCCGAUUCACUUCCCAAAGGUACACCGUCUGUUGUGGAUGGCAAUUACAUAACUGUUGUCGCAAUGUUGGCCCACCCCUUUUCUCGUGGAAGCUGUCAUAUCUCGCCUGGUUCUUCAGAUCAGCCCGAGAUAAAAUUCAGCUACCUUGCUCACCCCCUUGAUACGGAAAUACUAGCUCGCCACUUGCGUCUCAUCGAAAGGCUCUUCCAGAAGCCUACCUUUGCUGCCAUGACAAAGCCGGACGGAAGACGAUUGCCUCGAAGCUUCCCCCAUCCGGUUACAUCACUCGAAGACGCGAAAGAAAUCCUCCCAAUCAACUCCGCGACGAACUACCAUCCAUGUGGUACUUGCUCUAUGAUGAGGGAAGAUAUAGGUGGCGUAGUUGACGAGCAGCUGGCUGUAUACGGAACGAAGAAUGUGAGGAUUUGCGAUGCGAGUGUCUUGCCAAUCAUCCCACGGGGGAAUAUUCUGACUGCUGUCUACGCUUUCGCCGAGAAGGCAGCCGAGAUAAUUGUUAGAGAGACGAAAUCUGGUCUGCUUUCACGCCAAGGCAUAUGAUCUUGACUUCGUCAUUUUGUCACUACUAUGGCACUAGAUGGAACUCAGGCGACUACUACGUAGGUAGCACAAAAUAUGCAAUAUAACUGGCUUUAAUGACCCUCACUACUA